Messenger RNA from Diceros bicornis minor, 899 nucleotides. It is a transcript of the gene HIKESHI, whose product is annotated as heat shock protein nuclear import factor hikeshi. Gene Ontology annotation, molecular function: nuclear import signal receptor activity; Hsp70 protein binding. Gene Ontology annotation, biological process: protein import into nucleus. Bases 171 to 656 code for a protein of 161 amino acids. The transcript has 3 exons. NCBI's taxonomy places the organism in Eukaryota, Metazoa, Chordata, Mammalia, Perissodactyla, Rhinocerotidae. Gene Ontology annotation, cellular component: nucleus; cytosol. The record is from RefSeq and is a predicted model, not a curated record.
GGCCGUGGGGGCACAAGGCGUUCCUGCCGCUGGCCUAGUCGCUAUGUAGCUGAGGGGCAGGCGCCCUCCUGCAUGUUCUGGAAGGUUCUUGGAUUCGACUAGGGCGGUAACCCUAGGACAUCUAGUCGCCACUUUCGGGUCCCUGUCGGCCGAGCGGAGCCGCUGCCGCCAUGUUUGGCUGCUUGGUGGCGGGGAGGCUGGUGCAAACAGCUGCACAGCAAGUGGCAGAGGAUAAAUUUGUUUUUGACUUGCCUGAUUAUGAAAAUAUCAACCAUGUUGUGGUUUUUAUGCUGGGAACAAUCCCAUUUCCAGAGGGAAUGGGAGGAUCUGUCUACUUUUCCUAUCCUGAUUCAAAUGGAAUGCCAGUAUGGCAACUCCUAGGAUUUGUCACGAAUGGGAAACCAAGUGCCAUCUUCAAAAUUUCAGGUCUUAAAUCUGAAAAUUCAAGCAUAUACAAAAGCAGACCAAAUGGAAUAUUGAAUCCCUCUCUACUCAUCACCCAGCUUCAAGAAAGACCACCUCAUGGAUACUAUUAUUUCAUAUGUAUUCCCGCUCACUUCUCCCUUCUCAUAUUAUUUGGAAGCAGAUUCCAGAAUCACAACAUGCAAUCUAUAAAUAUAUUAGUAUGUUUCUCUGAAAGACAAGGUCUUUUUUAAAAAGAUGACUAUACUACUGUGCUGUUAUUACACCUAAAAACAAACAAUAAUUCCUUAAUAUCGAAUUGAAUAUCUAAUCAGCAUUCAGAUUUCUGAUGGUCUCAGAAGUUUCAUGUCUUUAUAUUUUAAAGUUUUUCAAUACUUUCAACCAGCAUCUGUGUAAGAUUCUUCUAUUGCAGUUGGUUGAUCUCUCAAGUAUCUUUUAUAAAAACCAAAGAGUUAAUGUAUUCUCUGUCCUCUAUU